GUGCACGCCGUGACGUCACCCUCAACAUGAGGCUCUGUGGCGUCACCACUAACGCCACGUGCGCCACGACGCCCUCGCGCGUUCCUUACCAACUCGAGGUGACAUGACGUCAUCUCUCAGCCCCGCCUCCCGACAGGAAGCCGCCGCCUUUGCACCCCCCCACCCCUCUCCCCAUAACCACCGGACCAAGUUGUCGUGUCACAGUUCGAAUCCCCCCCCCUCCCCUCAAGCCAUGAUGAUGAAGGCUCUGAGAGACCACGAAGACGACGGCGAUGAGGAGGAUGAGGCGGAUGAGGUGUUCGCCGCCGCAGUCGCCGCGUCCACCACCGCCGCCGCCUCCGGCCCGGCCGCGGUCCCCGGGCGCUCUACCCCGCGGCCCGCCAGCCUGGCCUUCUCCCGGGUCGGGUUCGAGCCCCAGGGCGGGCCCGGCGCCGCCGUGAGGGUGCCGGAGUCUCCCCCGGGGUACCCCGGCCGCGACGGCGAGAAGGAGCCGCUCCUGGCCGCCUCGCCCGCGGGGGACCUCAGGGGACGGGACGGCCAGCUGUGCCCUACAAGUCCCUACCACCACCACUACCUUCACCACCACCACCACCGGCGCGACUCCCCCUCGUCUCCGCACACUUCCGCCGCCCCCGACCCUUUCAACGCGUUCCCGCGCGACCAGCAGUUCUCGGAAGUGGUGUGCAGCGUGGAGCGCGCCAUGGAGGCCGGCGUGGAGCCGCAGAGGAUCUCGCAGGGCUCCAGCGGCAGCUACUUUGUGCGAGAUCUGUCAGGGAAGUCCGUGGGGGUGUUCAAGCCCAAGUCUGAGGAGCCGUAUGGGCAGCUCAACCCCAAGUGGACCAAAUGGCUGCAGAAGCUGUGCUGCCCCUGCUGCUUCGGCCGGGACUGCCUGGUGCUCAACCAGGGCUACCUAUCCGAGGCAGGCGCCAGCCUCGUCGACUCCACGCUCGGCCUCAACAUUGUGCCCAAGACCAAGGUGGUGUGGCUAGCGAGUGAGGCGUUUCACUACGGAGCCAUCGACCGCGCCAAGUCACGUGGCAAGAAGCUGGCGCUGGAACGAGUGCCGGAGAUCGGACGCAGAUUCCACAGAAUCGGCCUUCCGCCUAAGGUAGGCUCUCUGCAGCUGUUCGUGGAGGGCUAUAAGGAUGCCGAGGAUUGGCUGCGACGCUUCGAGGUGGAGCCCUUGCCAGAGAACACCAACAAGCAGCUGCAGCUGGAGUUCGAGAAGCUUGUGUGCCUCGACUAUAUCAUCCGCAACACCGACCGUGGCAAUGACAACUGGCUCAUUAAGUAUGAACCUCGCAAGGAGACGGACAAGGACACGGAGCAGGAGGCUGUGGAGCGGGAGCCGGCCGUGAGAAUCGCGGCGAUUGACAACGGCCUUGCGUUUCCCUUCAAGCAUCCGGACUCGUGGCGAGCGUAUCCGUUCUACUGGGCGUGGCUGCCCCAGGCCAAGGUUCCCUUCUCUCAGGACACGUGUGACCUCGUGCUGCCAAAGAUCUCUGACAUGAACUUUGUGCAGGACCUGGUGGAGGAUCUCUACGAGCUGUUCAAGGAAGACAAAGGAUUCGACCGAACAACUUUUGAGAAGCAGAUGUCGGUCAUGAGAGGACAGAUCCUGAACCUGACGCAGGCUCUGCGCGACGGACGCUCCCCGCUGCAGCUGGUGGGGAUGCCAUGCGUGCUCAUCGAGCGCAGUGCCGGUAGCGCCGGGAGUGGCACGGGGGGCUCGCGCAUCCGCACACUCAGCGACGCCUUCACACAGACCUUCAACAGCCGCAAGCCGUUCUUCUCGUCGUGGUGAUGUGCCGCACGACCGUCAACGGCGUGACGCCACGGGAGCCGUGCGGGAUGGGUGUGACGCCACGGGGAGUGGUGACCUUACGGGGAGUGAUGCCGUGGGAGUGUGUGAUUCUACGGGGAAUGUGUGAUGCCAUGGGACGGUGUGGAGCCGCGCGGGAGUGUGUGAUGCCAUGGAAUGUGUGAUGCCAUGGAAGGAUGUGACGCCAUGGGGAGUGAUUCCAUGGGAGGGUGUGAUGCCAUAGGGAGUGUUAUUUCACGGGGGAUGUAUUUGGGAGAGGGUGACUGGUGGUGGCAUCUGUCCUCCAGCGGUGAGAUGGCUUCGUCUGGGAUCGUUCGGCCAUCACUAGUGGAAUGAUUACAUUAAUUGGCUUCACCUGAAAUGAGUUCAGCGAUCUCAGACCGCAACCAUGAAGCGAAACGGCUUUAAUCUGAGAACGGGGUCGUUCAGCGAUUGACAGGCAAGAUCGUGAAAGUGAUAUCGAAUAAUCCAAAGUAAUCACCGGAGAGAGGUCGUUUGGCAAAGUCACUUUAUCAGAAACCAGUUAGUUCCUGCGAUCACGAGGCAGGUAGCUUUGGCGAUGUAUUUACCUUAAACGCAUCUGCCGAGCCAUUACUGGAACGGUCGCAAGGACGGUCAUUCGCUCGUCACUGGAGCACGGUUAAUGUGCAACAUCACGGUCAUCCCACACCAGGUCGCCAUGCGCCGCGGGAAGGGAUGUCGUUGGCGGAGGGAGCUCCUCGUUAAGGGUGCCCGCCCAGCCGGCAUGCACUGGGGGGCGGCCGGUAGCAACCCGGCACUCGGCCGGCACCACGCGCGCGCGCUCUGCACGAGCCCUGCAGUUCACCAUUCGGCGCGCGCGCUUAAAAACGCCAACUCAUUUAUCUUCUCGUUUUUUAUUUGUACAAAUGUUUGAUCAAAAGUGUGUUAUUUUUCGUUAUUAUUGCGGUAUGUUGCCGUAUUAUAUUAGAUGUAGCAGGUGGCCAGAUGUUUUGCUUUUUUUUGGUUUAGCCAUCGGUAAUGUCACUGUGGAGUAGUUAAGUUGAGGUUGGCGUUAAGUCUAGGGACAUGUGCUAAAGGUAGACCAAUGUUAAGCCGAAUUAGGACCAAUUAUACCUACAACAUGGAUAAUGCACCACGUACGCAGUAGAUUAGGCUACAAACCCCUAAUUGACGUUUGCCUUUGUGUAGCGAGGGUGAAGACGCAGAGUGUGUUGUCUGUCAUUGCUUCUCAAAGGAACCUGUUUACUUCCAGACGUGCUCGUGGUCACGCAGGCACCGAGUCGCUGGCCCUUCGACGAGUAAGGAGAGGAUAACUGAAAGAACGGGCUUGCACAAAGACAUUCAUUUUGAAGCACGGAUAAUCCGUCCAAAGGAUAAUUAAGAGCUGACCGCACGUGGUUCACAACGGACCUGAUGCGUGACGCAAGGACCAAUCGUUAUCGUCGUAUGCGGAUCAGGCCAGCAGCAAUUUCCUCCCAGCUACUGGAUGAAUUGUCGCAGUAUUUAGGAUCUUCGAUUCGGGGAAUCGAUUAUUUUAUUUUUCCUCUGUCCGUAACUUCUCGUUUGUUCUGUCCGGGAACGAUUGCCCCCCUCCGUCGCAUUGGUUCAGUUCCAUUUCUUUCCAUCGGUCGAAAACGCGGCGUAAACCAUUGGGGCAAAAUAACUUUUCAGAGCCCGAUGGGUGUGUCGCGUGUGGUGGGGUUAAUGUGGGAACUCUCGCCUCUUCAAACAUUGUCGGGCCAACGUCACGGAGGAGGCCGCAUACCAGGGGCUCUCUAGAGCUUCUUCGAGUGGAGGCGCUUUCGCCAGCAGUGGUGUGGGCAGGCAAUUGCAGGCUGCGUUUUGACAUCUUUUACAUUUAUUUAGCCUGGGUGAGGGCCUGUUGGGAGUCGUCACCAUCCCGAUCAUUAGCCACGAUAAAUAAUCAACUGCUUGGUUGCAGGUGCCCCCCCCCAUUCCUUUGCCAUUUUUCAGUUUUGCAAUGCAACAAUCCGUCUUGCUGCCUCGCCGCAAGUAUGUUUCUUCUGUCUGUCUCCACGGUGGUGGACGUUAACGCUUGGGCCUGUUCCCUCCUUUGGCUGCUACUCGGUCAUUAAGACUCGACCCCCGGCCUUCAUUCCUGCCCAAUUCCACUUUACUUUUCUGUCACCAUGGCGUCAUUAACUUGCGGUGGGGUGGGCCUUGCCUGGCGUAAUAAACCGCAGCAGGUUGUGACGGCAACCCAGUGGCAUCGGUGAGCGGAGCUGCGCCGUGCUGAUGAAUAUGCGACGGCGAAACCAUGGCGAAGCCACGUCGUUUUCUGAAGAAAAUAUUCUUAAAGCCAGUAUACAAGAGCACUGUACCUGAGGUGCGGUUUAGAUUUACACAGACGCCUCUGUAAUUAUUGUUUUUUUUAUAUUUUAACCGGCGUAAGUCCUGUGAAAGCAGCCCAGCUGCAACCAACGAUCCUGUGCGAUGCGCGUGAUGUGUGUAAGCGCGCGCACUCACUGGUGGCUUAGCUGUUGAGUGCGUAGGCAGUGCAACUGCACCGGGGCCCAGGUGCCGGAAUCCGAAGAGGAUGGGGGGUGGAGGGGGGAUUGGACAAAAGUGUGCCAGCGUCAUGGUUCAAAAUUAAUCCAGAUUUUUUUAAGUGAUUACAAAAUUGCUUAAUAGGGUAAAACCACAUAGCUGCAUCGCCCCCCCCCCUACUCUGGCAGUAUAAUGCUGACUUAGUAGGUCGGUGCUGUGCACACUACCACGUCGGGACAGCUGCCACUAGGGGCGGGGGGAGGGGGUCCCCUUGGCUAUAUUGCAGCAAGGCGUUGGAAUGUUUGAGAUGAGCUGUGAUGCAAGACACUGAGUUGCUGUGAAGCGGUGUGCCACUAAACACACAAAACACGUGCCCUUGCACCAGGGUCCAUGCCCUUGCACCAAGGUCCUUGCCAACAACAUGGCACCACUGAUGUUAUUACUCUGGUGGUGGAAGUACUUGUUGGGGUGGGGUGACUUGAAUAUCGACGGGAAGAGGAGAGGGUGACUCAGGUCUCUUUGGGGUUGCCGUAUACGUUUACGUGGGUGGGGAGCGGUUGUAUUGCGGUGAGCAUACUGCGCUACAAAUCCAGCGACCCAGGUUCGAUUCUUGCUCACGGCUGGUCAUGGGCCUCCCCUAGAUCGACUCAGCCUCAAAUGAGUACCUCCUGCGGUGUGUAAAAACAUCGCCACUGGGAAGACAAAGGAUCUUUAUCUUUGGGGGGGGGGGGGGGGGGGAAGUCGCCGUUCACAUAACGAUGCCAAAGUGUUCAGUUUGUCACGACUAGUGCCUGCCGUUUCCAGCCGAGAGUCUGGGUCGAAAAACUGGGACGAGAAUUGUUGGGUUUCAAGUCCCACCCCGUGGUGAAACUUCACUGACGGCUGUGGGUUGGGUGGAUGGGAACAAUUGGUGGCCUUGGAACCCGUCAGUCACUCAUUGCUGUGUUUCCUUUGAAGUUAGGGCUCAUUUUCUCUCUGGAUUGGUCGCCGGUCGCUGGUAGACUGGAGCAUUGUGCACGCGACUAGUAGUAGUAGCCAUAGCGAGAGGCUUUGAUCGAUGUGGUGUUCCAUGUGCAGAUAUAUAAUUUAGGGCAGACCCAGCUGAAAUUAAACCCUGCAUUGUCGUAAGCAGACUGACGUGCACAUGUUACUUUUUUUAGGAACGUUAACCCAGUUACGUAUUCAUCGGCAGGAACCCGUUUCCACACAAAUGAGAGCCAACCAACGUUUCUCAAUCAGCCGGGACGUCUUGAAGAGAUUCGCACGGCUGCAAAUUGUAUGCAGAUAACGCAUGGAUUCCAAUUGUGCUUGUGACAGUCUAUUUCGUUCACCAUUGGUCGAGCCCAAUCCACUGCUGGAUGAACACCUUCUAAAGCUUUCACCAUUUCUCAUGCUCCGCGAUGGAAUGAUUUAUCGAGAUCCGAGCGAGUCGGUUUCAUCCGCGGCGAACGAACUCGAGAGGACUGGCCCACUUUUAAUCUUUUAGCUGCCACUCCGUCCUUAGUCUCGACCGCCGGCCAUCACCCCUUGCGGUGACAUGCCCUGCACAGAGGCCAUGGAUUUAAUUGCAAGGUUACAUCUAUCGGCUAAACUACUUGCGAUGGGAACAAAGCCAGUGACUGCACAAAGCAAAGAGCAUCAUUGUAGAGCAAAGUUAAGUUCUUAAGUUAAUUCGGCCCGACCGAACCGUGGGCGUUAUUAAUUCACAUUCGAGGACUGGCACGCGGCAAGUCCACUAUUAUUCAGUGGUGAGAAGUGCCACUCGGAAGGCGAGGCUCUCCGCUAUGAAUCUUAAGACCCCCCCCCCCCCCGGGUCCUAUGUUCCAUGUGUGUCAGUGUGCGGGCACAGGCGUGUGUAUCUGCACAGGUGCAUAUUGGGGCGUGCACGAAUGUUUACACGAGAGUGUGGUGGAGUAAUUGUUAAGAUGUCAAAAAUAUCAAUAUUUGCCAUGAGAUGACUUUUGUGGGUUCCUAUUUGCCAAUGAAAUAAAGGCGUAUUGAAAGAAA
Molecule: messenger RNA, 6319 nt
Organism: Petromyzon marinus (sea lamprey)
Lineage: Eukaryota; Metazoa; Chordata; Hyperoartia; Petromyzontiformes; Petromyzontidae
Gene: PI4K2B
Product: phosphatidylinositol 4-kinase type 2 beta
Biological process (GO): endosome organization; phosphatidylinositol phosphate biosynthetic process; Golgi organization
Cellular component (GO): lysosomal membrane; plasma membrane; endosome
Molecular function (GO): 1-phosphatidylinositol 4-kinase activity
Source: RefSeq, a predicted model, not a curated record